GUCAUCAGCACAGAAUCUUACUUGGUUUGUCCUGACAGGACGAUUCCACUUGAGCAGCCUUUAGCUCAGGCUGGGGCAGGGCAACAUCAGCAGUCUGCAGCAAACCUUGUAAAGAGCCACAGCUUUGCAUUGGGGUAUGCACCACCCAACUCUCUAUUCAUCUCUUCAUUAACCAUUCUUGCUCUCCGCUGUAACAACACAAAAGAACCCAGACCUGCUACUUUAUGAUAUACUGUUAUCGUGUUAUCUCCAUGGGAUUUUAGCAGUUCUCAAGCAAAAGUUUGUCACCUUUUUCUUCCUGCAAUAGACAAGCUUGGGGACGGGACUACUUCAACCAUGGCCAUUAACACAGACGCCCAGUACGAGAAGGCGCUGGGGGGAUCAGGUAAUGCCUUGCCUGCAGACUCACAUGAGACUGAGAAACUUCUCAUUUCUGCGUCUGAGAUGAAAGAGGAAAACGGUAUGAAGAAGUCGUUCUCGGUGACCAUGUCAAGUGACAAGUCUAUGGGGGACCUCGACCAGAAUGGACACAGCUUGCCCUAUAAGUCUGUGUCUGCAGGGCAGCUGGAAUCGGCCCCACUCUCACCCUCCAGAGCCAGCCUUGCCAGGGCUUCUUCUACAGCUACCACCAACGCCCAGGAGCAGGGCAGGCCUACCGACUAUCUUGUCCUGGCCAUCUUCUCCUGCUUUUGCCCAGUAUGGCCAGUCAACAUAGUGGCCCUUGUCUUCUCCAUUAUGUCAAGAAACAGCUUGCAGCAAGGGGAUAUGGAUGGAGCCAGGAGGUUAGGACGUCUGGCCAGGCUCCUGAGUGUUGUGUCCAUCUUACUGGGACUUGUUAUAAUCGUUCUUUGUAUCCUCAGCUUUACAGUCUUCCAUUAGGAUUUGCAGGUGAGACGGGAACCAGAAAGGGAACUGGAUGUGGCCUGCUUUUCCUUUGCACAAUUUCUCAUGUCCUCACUGCAAGAGAAUCUUACUUUUUGGAUUAUUGCUGGAGGAAGGAGCAGGCCCCAGUGUACCACAAAUCCAAGGGAUUGCAUGCAGCACUUUACACACCCUUGGGAAUUGAGAGGAAUGAAGGAUUACAGCACACAGGAUGAGGAACUUCAAUGAGGGGAAUAAUCAGAUGCCUGGGUGCGGUUCUCCCACACAAAACCUUCAAAAUGGACAUUUUUUUUGGAAAGGCACCCAAGCACUGGCAUUCAGAUGAAGGCACAAGUCCUGUUUUUAUUUACAGCUUUUGUAUCAAAGGAAUGAACGCUAUUGUCUCUAUUAAUUAAUAAAGCUGAAAACUGCCAAAUAUAGGGUUGCUAUGAAAAAAAAAAAGACAUUGGUACACCCCCCAAGUGCUGGGUGGCCUCCCCCUGUUUUGGAUGAUGCUGCUUCCUCGCUGACAAAAUGAAACAGGACUUUUAAUCUCUUUUUUUAGUAUUUUUGAUGGGUAAUUUGAAGAAAAAAAAAAUUCUAAUCAUAUGCAUGAUUAUAUUCCCCUGCUGCAAUGCUGACCUCUACUCCUCUGCUUGCACUCGGCUGGACGUGCAGGCAAGGUGUCCUAAGAUACAUACAGUGAUAGUCUAGCUCUGGCAAUCCUGUAUGCAAGUGAGUGACUGUCAGGCAAAAUGCUUAGAAUGUUGGUUUUUUUGAAGCCUAUGAGUGACAGGAGGAUUUAUUCACUAAACUGGGAAAUGUGGAGAACUGCAUAUUGUAUGCCAAAAUAGCCAAAUUGGGGAACAAUUCUCAAACACUCUUUGGCCCUAAAUUUUCAGUUUCCUUGGCAAUGUUUCACAAUUCUUAAUUUAGUAAAUAAACUCUUUGAGAUUUGUGGAUGCGCUACACCUUACUCAGACAUUAAGAGUACAGAGCCACCUUUAUUUUUUCCGAAACAAAUCCAAUUAAAUCUUUAAUAGGGCUUUAUUAUAUAAUGGUAUAGGGGGUGUAGGACUCCUGACUUCAUGAUAUGGGAAAUUUCUGAUUUUCUGUUUAGUCUGAUAUCCACCGUAAAGCAGUUUUCAAAGUUAGCAAAAACAAUAACAUUUAUCGAUGUAAGUUUUACAUUCAAAGCAUACAAAGCCAAAGUGUGUAUUUCAUUUGUGCAAUUACUUGUGAGAGCAUAAUGUGAACUGCACGCUUGUUGAUCAAAUAUCCCCAAAGGAGUCAUGGCCUCCACCUAAGAUGCACAAAUUCACCUCAUGAAGCAUGUCCCAUGAUGCAUAACAGUCCCAUGACCGUUAUUAGGUGGGUAAGCAUCAUGGGAAAUAUAAUUUAGAAACAUCCAGAGUGCCGUCACUCUGGAUAGAAUAUCAAGCAAAAAAAUCUAGACUCAAAAUGCAGGAUUUUUGCAAUAAAUAAAUAAAAAAUACUCUGGAACCUUGCCUCCAUCCAGAUGUCUCUCCCUUCCAGGAGGAAGUGGAGAAACUCCUGAUUAGAAAAAUAUGGCCUCACUGUUUGGGAACCUUAUCUAUGCAGCUGUCUAGGAAUCCCAUUGUUUCUAUAUGAAACAAUAAAACAAGCCUCUCAAAUUUAUCUACUUGCCAUUUCUCAAUAAAUGGGAAAUAAUUGAAUUAGAAGCUGCACCAAAGCUGCAAACGGAUACAUUGUAUUGGUCCAAUGGCAAAUUAUUCCAUUAGCGUAGCAGAUUGUCAUUUAGCAAGAGAUGCAAUAUAGUGUUCAAAACGCAGAUUGGUGCUCUGUUAAUUAAAUGUAUUUAUAAACAUGUCAUUAAUUGAUGAUGCAAUGCCAAAGAUUACCAGAAACAAUAUUAUAUACUCUGAUAUUGUAUGGUGGCUUUUAUUAUUGUUCACAGAUUGAACAGAUUUCUGCAAUUUACAGAAGUAUGAUAUUUAUACUGCAUUUUAUAUUUUAAUGGAAUUUUGUUUUUUUUAAUAUCAUCUGGAAUAGCUCUGUGUUCUGCACAUGUGCCAUAGGAGUAAGUUAAGGUAAUUUGACAAUUUCAGAAAAUUUCACAUGGAAAAUCAGUCUGCACACAAUCCAUAAUAUUAAUCGUAAUAGUUCAAAUACCCCAUAAUCCAUUGAUUUGGAAUAACAUCCCUAUUACCUGCACACACACAUGAACAAAACCCUUGUCGAUAAUUUACGCAGUAAGGCAAAACAAUAUUGUCUUUAAUUACAAUUUUCUUACUUUCAACAAUGAUAACAUAUUAAAUCUCAGAUUGAAUGGAUUUUAAAUAGAGUAUUAAAUGAACUGUCACCGUGAUUAUAGAAUGUGUGACAAAGCACAGCACCCCGAGGAUAAGUGUUUUUUUAAACUUUCCUUCAAUUUACCCAGGGUUAUUCUCUAACGUUCCUAAAUCAAAUUUAAAAUUUAGACCAAAACUGAAAUGAAAAU
Messenger RNA from Pelobates fuscus (common spadefoot toad), 3343 nucleotides. RefSeq names its product trafficking regulator of GLUT4 (SLC2A4) 1 (gene TRARG1). NCBI's taxonomy places the organism in Eukaryota, Metazoa, Chordata, Amphibia, Anura, Pelobatidae. The record is from RefSeq and is a predicted model, not a curated record. The transcript has 3 exons. Gene Ontology annotation, cellular component: membrane. The coding region runs from base 337 to 879 and encodes 180 amino acids.